AUGAAUAAGAAAGUGUGUGAAAGCUUUAUGAGUGUAUGGGAGGAUUUUCCCGAUAAAUUGACCAAUAGUAAUGAAUAUCAUGAAUUUGAUGAUAGUAGUUUUUUAAAUGGUUAUUGUUUUAAAGAUAAAUGUGGUCGUGGUUAUCCUCUCGAUAAAAUUAAUGCUGGAUGUUUAUUUUUGUUUAAUAAAUUCUUUGGGAGUUCUGGUGUGCUUAAGGAUAAUGCAAAAAAUUAUAUCAAUGCUGUUGAAUACAUUAUCAUAUGGUUAAGUCAUAUGUUAAACCUAAAGGAUAAUAAAGGAAACAUUUUAAAUAAUUUUUAUGAAAUAUAUAUAAAAAAACAAGAUAAAUAUAAAAAUACUAUAGAUGGUGUUGAUGGUUGUAGUAAUUAUAAUGAUCUUAUAUAUAAAAAAAAAGAAUUGAUGGAAGUUACUAAUGAAAAAUUGUCUAAAUUUUAUGCUCCAUUUAAAUCGUUAUGUAACAUGUAUAAUGGAUUUAAUGAUAAUAUGACAGAUUGCAAAAAAUGUUUGAAUUAUGCUGAUGAAUUUGUUAAAAAAUAUAAUGAACUUAAUGGAGAUUCUAGUAUUACUAAUGAUAGUUCCUGUAAUAAACUAUUGUGUACUUUAUCAAAUGAUUAUAAUAAUUUUAAAAAGAAACAUAGUGAUGUUAAAUGUUCCAAUUUAUCCUUCCAAGCGAUAGAAAAACCCCAAAAUUGUGUAGAAAAUUAUAAACAAAAUCCUGAACAAGAUGUACACAGAUUAGAACAAAUUUCUCAAGAUCCAUCAUCAAGCUCAUCGAUAACAAACAAAUUAUUUACAGUUUUAUCGAUAUUUGGUGCAAUAGCAUUUUUUUUAGGAAUUUCUUAUAAGUAUUCGUUAUUUGGAUUUCGGAAACGAUUUAAAAAACAACAAAUAAGAGAAAAAAUAAAAAAAAUAAAGAAGAAAAUAAAUAAUUAA
Messenger RNA from Plasmodium yoelii, 954 nucleotides. Its product is annotated as PIR protein. The transcript has 3 exons. Bases 1 to 954 code for a protein of 317 amino acids. NCBI's taxonomy places the organism in Eukaryota, Apicomplexa, Aconoidasida, Haemosporida, Plasmodiidae. The record is from RefSeq and is a predicted model, not a curated record.